Messenger RNA from Fusarium odoratissimum NRRL 54006, 1746 nucleotides. RefSeq lists its product as uncharacterized. The record is from RefSeq and is a predicted model, not a curated record. Lineage: Eukaryota; Fungi; Ascomycota; Sordariomycetes; Hypocreales; Nectriaceae. Gene Ontology annotation, cellular component: vacuolar membrane; endosome. The transcript has a single exon. Gene Ontology annotation, molecular function: siderophore-iron transmembrane transporter activity. The coding region runs from base 1 to 1746 and encodes 581 amino acids. Gene Ontology annotation, biological process: intracellular iron ion homeostasis; transmembrane transport.
AUGAAUAAAACAGCUGUCACCAUCGAGCUUGAUCAAAACGAUGAUAUAAGCUCUCCAAUACCACCUUUGAAAAAUCAAAAGCUGCCAGGCGUGUUGCGUAUGGAAGCAGCAGCCAGCAAACUCACAACCCCCAAACGAUGGAUCUUCUUCACCAGCAUCUUCUUCUUCAGCUACGCCCUCAACCUUGACUUCCUGACACGUAACACCUAUGUCCCUUACGCCACAUCAUCCUUCGGAAAUCACUCCCUCCUGGCUACGGUCAAUGUCAUCCGUGAAGUUGUGGCCGCUGCUAUUCAGCCAUCAGUUGCCAGACUGACUGAUGUCUUUGGACGCAUCGAGAUCUUCACUCUCGCUGUGGUUUUCAGCUUGGUUGGGACGAUUAUACAGACUUAUUCGGCAAACAUUCAGACUUUUGCCGGUGGCGCCGUGCUGCAUUCGCUUGGGUAUAGGAUCUCAUUGCUUACUAUCGAGAUCAUGAUCGCGGAUUUCACGUCGAUGAAGACGAGGCUGUUCUUUGCUUUUGUGCCGAAUUGGCCUGCCAUUGUCAAUACUUGGAUCAGUGGUGAUGUCACAUCCGCUAUUCUUUUGGUGACUUCUUGGAAAUGGGGAGUUGGAAUGUUUGCAAUCAUCAACCCGAUCUGCGCUCUGCCUCUCAUCAUCUUCAUGUUCAUACUCGGGCGUCAGACAAAGCGAUCAAGCCUGGAGCAAGAGAAAUCAGGAUCCUCCUCUUGGAGUGCCUCUCUCAAGGCAUUCUUUUGGGAGCUUGAUGUCAUCGGCGUAUUGCUCUUGACAGCUGCCCUAGCUAUGACAUUGAUCCCUCUCACGCUGGCAGGCGGACAGAGUGCCAAGUGGAAAGACGCCGGCAUCUUAACACCUCUGGUCAUUGGCCUCAUUCUCUUUCCAAUUUUUGUCAUCUGGGAAAGGAAGGCUAGUCAUCCAAUGCUCCCAUUUCACCUUGUGAAGCAUCGAACCGUUUGGGGUUGUCUCGGCAUCAGUUCUGUCUUCCCUCUUGCUUUCAUGAUCAUUGGGAACUAUUUGUUCAGCCUACUUGUUGUCUCGUACAAUUUUACCGUCAAAGACGCUACUCGAGUGGCGCUUCUCUAUCGGUUCUGCGCCAUCGUCGUAGGGUCUCUUCUUGGCCCAAUCGUCAUCAAGGUCCGACGCCUCAAAGAAGUCAUCUUGACAGGUAUUGCGCUUUGGUUCGUUGGAUUUGGACUUAUCUACCACUUCCGAGGUGGCUCUGGCUCCAAAUCUGGAGUCAUCGGCGGAGAAGUCAUCGUCGGCAUUGGUGCUGGUCUUUUCUCAUGGCCAACACUUGUUCUUAUCCAGACAGUCGCUCAACACGAGUACAUUGGAGUCUUGAUAUCCCUCGUUUUCACUGCAAACGCAAUUGGCCAGGCGCUCGGUAGCUGUGUGUCGGGCGCGAUGUGGACACAGACUCUGUACAAAGAGCUUGAGAAGAACCUUGCGCCGUUUGGCAACGACACUUUGGCGUCAGCUGUUUAUGCUUCACCCUUGACUGUUGUGCCGCAAUAUCGUUUAGGAUCACCUGAGAGGGAUGCAAUUGGUGCAAGCUAUCGCUACAUUCAACGAAACUUGAGCGUUGUCUCGCUAUGCCUUGUUGUACCGAUGCUUGUCCUUGGAUUCUGUCUGCACAAUCCCAUACUCUCAGAUCAACAAACUCAACUUGACGAGACCAUGGAAUCUCCAAAAGAUCCGAAGCAGGAUACUGGCAACCAAGCAUAG